This is a messenger RNA of Anopheles stephensi (Asian malaria mosquito), 1262 nucleotides long. It is a transcript of the gene Zfrp8, whose product is annotated as programmed cell death protein 2. NCBI's taxonomy places the organism in Eukaryota, Metazoa, Arthropoda, Insecta, Diptera, Culicidae. Gene Ontology annotation, cellular component: nucleus; cytoplasm. The transcript is spliced from 5 exons. The record is from RefSeq and is a predicted model, not a curated record. Bases 113 to 1174 code for a protein of 353 amino acids.
UGUUUUCGAAGAACUGUCAAACGCACGUUGCUUUGUUUACAUUUGUUCACAAGCGAAGGGAUUGCAAGUGUACGCCCAGCAAACAUCGAAGUACAACCGGCUUUCGCGAAAUAUGGAGACUACUUCCGUCGAUUUGGGGUUUCUGGAACCGUGUGAACCGUGGCUGCUAACCAACAAAUUCUUUCGCAGUAAGGUAGGCGGAAAGCCGGCCUGGUUAGAGCUGAAACGCCUGCCGAAACCGGAAGAUCUGCUGUGCGGGCAAUGUAACGAACCGCUCGGAUUCCUGUGUCAGGUUUACGCUCCGGUCGAAGGAAAUGAUAACAGCUUCCACAGGACGCUGUAUUUGUUCGUGUGUUUAACGUCGGCCUGCAAUCAGACAGCCAACUCGGAAGCACGGACAAUCAAAGUACUCAGAAGUCAGCUGCCAAGAAAAAAUGAGUUUUACGCUUAUGAUCCACCGGAUGAAACAACGGAAUCGCCUGCGGUAAAAUCUCCCGUUCCUCUGUGCGUUGUCUGUGGCUGCCGCGGACCGAAGCUUUGCUCCCGCUGUAAAGCGAUUAACUACUGCAGCGCAUCACACCAACGGCUCGAUUGGAAAGCUGCCCACAAAAGUGUUUGCAGUGAGGAAGGACUUACAACUAGCUCCGGGACAGCGAGCACUACUAGUUCACUUCUAUUUCCUGAAUUUGAGAUCAUUACCGAGGCGGAAGAAUAUGAACCCAAAGCCAAACUAUCGGAGGAAGAGAACACGAAGCGUCAGCUGGCCGAACUGGAGCGUCUGAAGCGGGAAGGUAAGGCAGGCGCACUGGACGAUCUGCCCGAUGCGGAACUGGACCAGUAUGCGUCCGAUCAGGUGGAAGAUAAAACAUUCGACAAGUUUAAGGAGCGCAUUUCGGCCGAUCCCGAGCAAGUGUUGCGGUACGAGCGAGGUGGUAAACCGCUGUGGUUGUCCCCUGUCGUCCCGAAGCAAAUUCCUCACUGCGAACGAUGUACCGGACCGAGAGUGUUUGAAUUCCAAAUUAUGCCCCAGAUGCUGAACAGUUUGAACAACGAUCAGCUAGACUGGGGUACGCUGGUGUGCUACACCUGCAGCGCAAGCUGUGAUGUGGAGGGCUACGCGGAAGAGUUCAUCUUUCGGCAAGAUGUACUCAAUACGGACACGGCAAACAAGUAAAACUCAGACGCAUUAAGCAAAUAAAAAAAACUCGUUUUUGUCAAAUUGAAAAUAAAACCCUAAACGUACGUUUAUUGACGUUCAUAAA